Messenger RNA from Myotis daubentonii (Daubenton's bat), 2784 nucleotides. It is a transcript of the gene OPRK1, whose product is annotated as opioid receptor kappa 1. The record is from RefSeq and is a predicted model, not a curated record. NCBI's taxonomy places the organism in Eukaryota, Metazoa, Chordata, Mammalia, Chiroptera, Vespertilionidae. Gene Ontology annotation, molecular function: neuropeptide binding; dynorphin receptor activity. Gene Ontology annotation, cellular component: neuron projection; plasma membrane. Gene Ontology annotation, biological process: G protein-coupled opioid receptor signaling pathway; sensory perception of pain; neuropeptide signaling pathway. Bases 253 to 1395 code for a protein of 380 amino acids. The transcript has 4 exons.
GGCUGAGCGCCGCCAGUCCCGGGAGCCCAGCGCUGGGCUGCAAAGGGCCCUGGGGCAGAGCGGGGAGCGGGGUCCGAGAGCCUGCGCAGUGCGGCGGGUGCGUGGCGACCCUGAGAGCCGAGCCGAGCGGGCACGCGCUGUUCAUCACCCGUCGGGACCUCCCCGCGCGUCUCCGGGAGCCAGAGGACCAGCCGGUUCUCCCGCUCCCGCAGCCCCGGAGGUGCAGCCUGUCCUCACGCUCCACCUGCAGCCAUGGAGUCCCCAGUUCAGAUCUUCCGCGGGGAUCCGGGCCCCACCUGCGCGCCGAGCACCUGCCUGCUCCCCAACGGCAGCGGCGGGGUCCCGGGCUGGGCCGAGCCCGACAGCAACAGCAGCGUGGGCUCCGAGGACACGCCGCUGGAAGCCGCCUACAUCUCCCCCGCCAUCCCUGUCAUCAUCACGGCGGUCUACUCGUUGGUGUUCGUCGUGGGCUUGGUGGGAAACUCCCUGGUCAUGUUCGUGAUCAUCCGAUACACUAAGAUGAAGACGGCGACCAACAUUUAUAUAUUUAACCUGGCUUUGGCUGAUGCUUUAGUGACUACCACCAUGCCCUUCCAGAGCACGGUUUAUCUGAUGAAUUCCUGGCCCUUUGGGGAUGUGCUGUGCAAGAUAGUCAUUUCCAUUGACUACUACAACAUGUUUACCAGCAUUUUCACCUUGACCAUGAUGAGUGUGGACCGAUACAUUGCUGUGUGCCACCCUGUCAAGGCGCUGGACUUUCGCACACCCUUGAAUGCGAAGAUCAUCAAUAUCUGUAUUUGGCUCCUGUCUUCAUCUGUUGGCAUAUCCGCGAUUGUCCUUGGAGGAACCAAAGUCAGGGAAGACUUGGAUGUCAUCGAGUGCUCCUUGCAGUUCCCAGAUGAUGAUUACUCGUGGUGGGACCUCUUCAUGAAAAUCUGCGUCUUCGUCUUUGCCUUUGUGAUCCCCGUCAUCAUCAUCAUCAUCUGCUACACCCUGAUGAUCCUGCGCUUAAAGAGCGUCCGACUCCUCUCCGGCUCCCGAGAGAAAGACCGCAACCUCCGGCGAAUCACCAGGCUGGUCCUGGUGGUGGUGGCCGUCUUCAUCAUCUGCUGGACCCCCAUUCACAUCUUCAUUCUGGUGGAGGCGCUGGGGAGCACCUCUCACAGCACGGCUGCCCUCUCCAGCUAUUACUUCUGCAUCGCCUUGGGUUACACCAACAGCAGCCUGAACCCCAUCCUCUAUGCCUUCCUCGACGAAAAUUUCAAACGGUGUUUCAGGGACUUCUGCUUUCCAAUUAAGAUGAGGAUGGAGCGGCAGAGCACUAGCAGGGUCAGAAAUACGGUUCAGGAUCCUGCUUACGUGAGGGAUGUUGAUGGGAUAAAUAAACCAGUAUGACUAGUCGUGGAGAUGUCUUCGUAUAGUUCUCCGGGAAGAGAAGAGUUCAAUGAUCUAGGUUUAACUCAGAUUACGACGGCAGUCUGAGAUGGAAAAGUAAAAUUUCUUACAAACUUUUAGAAGUCUCAUGGUCUGAAGUCAUACAUGAGGCUGUAGUAGUGACCCAGGUCAAUGGAAGCAUCAAGGUUGUAGGAAUUGAGCGAGCAAAUACAACGCCUCAGAAGGGUAGGGAAGCAAGGCUGGUUUCCAGUUCCUCUGAUGAACUAGAAACAAGCCUUUUUCUUCUGGUUGCCUAGAUUUACUUCAGGAGUCAGCUGUCGCGAGCCUCCUAUGCAAUGUGGUUCAAACGCUCUGAAUAGAAAACAAAGCAAAACAAAAUGUUGGUUUCAGAGCCCAGUGGGCAUCCAAUCCCGAUGCUUAACAUUGACAGUAACAACAACAACCAUUUCCAGGGGCCACGCCCAGCUCACUUUAUGCUACAUGGACACACAUUGUGUGGUGAGGAUUCUACCUUAAGUUUGACUUGGACUCAUACCUGAAAAGUCUGAUGUUCAUAUAGAGUAGAAAAUUAUCUUGAUAUUUAAACAUACAAAAGAUGGGUUGCAAUAUAGUUUAAUUCCCCAAAGAACUAUAUUUAUAGCAUGCAAUUCAGAUAAAUAAUCUCAUGAUAAGGUGUGUCCUGAUGCUAAGACAUAAAUUGGUUUAAAUAUCACCAAAAAUAUACGCUAGUACAGCUCCAUCUGUAAAUAAUAGUAUAUGUGUAAACAAGGCAUGGAUUUGCCAUAAAGCCAGGCAGUCUCUUGAGAGCACGUUAAUCAUUUCCCCGAGUCAGUUAGAGGGAUGCUGAGACAUUUUGCUGCAACAUCAGCUUCUCUCUGAGAAUCAGUCAAUGGCGCAUCUCUCUGUGACUCCCCGAGCACCAGUUAGUCCCGUAUAGUGUCCAUAGCGCCACAGAAUAGUUAACUCACUCCCAGGUGGUAGCCUUUGCCGAAUCUAGUUUAUAUGCAACAUCUCUUUAUGAAUAUACUCCUAUUACCAUAUUGUCUGUGUUCGUGAAGGGAAGGCAUUUUGCUCGUGUAAAUCUCAAGUUAUUCUUCUGUGGCUUUUGGUGGAAAGUAGAAUUGGUCCUAACUGUGAGCUGAAUGAGGACAUGAUGUCACUCGUGGUGCUCGGACACCCAUUGCACUGGGUUCUGUGAAGAGCACACCUGAGAGGAUAAUGCCCUGAGCAUCACAUUUAGGGUAAUUUUGCUAAAACUUUGAGAUGACAUAUAAAUUUCCCCUCCCUUUUCCUGAAAAUUGUGGUUUCAGAAGUAAUGGCUUUUUCUGUCAUUUGCCUGGGCAGAAAAGGGGGUAAUUUAAAAAUAACACUCAUCUUUUCUUUAGCCUA